UUGAUGGGUGUGGUGUUUUAAAGGGGCGUGUCGCAACCACGUGCUGUCAUAAGGAGAAGAAAGAAAAUGGUGAAGACAAGAAGUACUAGAAAUAAGGUCCCAGGAUCUUCCCCACAGCCAAUGGAAGAGAGCACAGAAGACAAGGUUCAGGAAAAGUCUGACUACACAGCAGAAGAGCUAGCAUCGUUAGCAUUCGAUCACAUCAAAGAUAAAAUAAAAGACAAACUUGAUCACUCGCUGCCCGACAUACUGAUCCUCCCUGGAGGUAAAGAAGGAGACAAGAGAGGCCUGGAUCUUGCAUCAAGGAUUGAUCCUGGAAUAGACAUAGGAGGAGAAAGAGAGAGAGGAGAAAAAGAUAGAGUUUUAAAAAAGGAUAAGGUCUCAUUAGAAAUGACUAAGAGGCAGGAAGAGAUUAUGAAAAAAAGUGUCAUCACUUCAGAUUUUGAAAAGAAGGAAUCUGCCCCGCCCGUUUUAGUCUCCCGUUACAAGUUAAAGAAAAUGAGAAAGGUGGAAAGAGAAAAGUCUGCCGGUAGUAACUGGUUUGAUAUGCCUGCUCCGGAAAUGACUGAAGAACUCAAAAAUGACCUCAAGGUCCUCCAAAUGAGAGAGACUCUUGAUCGCUCCCAUCACUAUAAAAAAUCAGAUUGGAAAAAACUACCAAAGUAUUUCCAGGUCGGACGUGUGAUUGAAGGACCAGGUGAGUUUUAUUCAGCAAGGAUACCAAAGAAGCAGAGAAAGAGGACAAUUGUAGAGGAACUCCUGGCAGACCAGGACUUUAAAAAGUAUCAAAAACGUAAAUUCUCCGAGCUACAGGCCAAGAAGCAAGCACUGUUGAGAAGAAGGAAAAAGAAAUCUUUUACAAAAACUUAAAUCAUAAUAAUUAUACACAAUAUUUAUAGAGAUAAUGAUAAUCAACGACAAGGUUUUUUCAGCUCACAAAAAAAA
Molecule: messenger RNA, 945 nt
Organism: Amphimedon queenslandica
Lineage: Eukaryota; Metazoa; Porifera; Demospongiae; Haplosclerida; Niphatidae
Product: deoxynucleotidyltransferase terminal-interacting protein 2-like
Exons: 6
Coding region: 67-870 (267 amino acids)
Biological process (GO): RNA processing
Cellular component (GO): nucleolus
Molecular function (GO): RNA binding
Source: RefSeq, a predicted model, not a curated record